AUGUGGCUUAUAGUUAAUUUUUUAAGCGACAAUUCUGUCUCAGCAGUACCCACAAUUUGGUUAAAAAACGGAUAUUGUGCCUGGCCAAAACAAUUCAUAAAAAACAAAAAUAAAUUUAUAGAAAAAAAAAUCAAACCAGGAAAAUCUCAAUUUGACUUUUAUAAAGUGAGACUACUAUCUGAAAAACCGAUUGCAUCUUACUCCGAAGCUAGGCUUAAAGCUUUAAAAGCCCAAAACACUUCGGACCUUUCUUCGGCCGAAGACAUUGAAUCAAAAACUAACAAAAAAAUAAAAAAUACAGUAUCAAAAAAAAGUGUACCUAAAGAAACACCACCAGAAUUUUCAGAUUCCAGUGAAAAUACGGAUAUUUAUGAUAGUGAUCAAGAUAUGUUGUACGUGCCUCCGAUAAAUCCUAAUGACGGCCAUUUAAAAAAAAAAGAUCGUGUAUGUUGUAAUGAACUGCUGGGUGGAAAACAAGUAUGUGCCUCUCCACUAAAUUUCAAACAUUUGGAAAAUGACGAUAUUGAUUGUUUAGAAGUAAUCAAUAGUCCUGUUGGAAAGUGGAAAGUACUAGAUGGAGCAGCAGUUACUAUUGCAGAUGAUUCAUUAAGUUCCAUUAAAAAAAAAGAUGCUCCAGAUUCAAAAGUUCAAGUUAAACGCAAACUAUUUGCUCAAAGCGAUGAUGAUGAUGUGCUGGAGAAAAAUGCUGGUAAUAACAGUAAAAUUGUACGAUUGGAUACUGAAAGUCUUAAGCAAAGUCUUAUUCAAUCUGCAGAUGUAGUAAAGGUGGAUGAUUUUAAUAGACUCAAUGAUUAUGUUAGAACAUCAUUUACCAAUUUAAAAUAUGAUAUUAAACAUUUGGUAUAUGUAUCAGAAUCAGUUAAGAAAAUGCUUGAAAAUGUUAACAAUAUCUGCUCAGAACUGGGUGUGACAAAAAACUCUAAUUUAACUGCUGUAUCUGUAUUAAAUAAUGAAAACCUCCCUAUAUCUAACGAAGAAACUAUAAACAAUUUUGAAAUGUUACUCGAAUCUUCUGCUUAUAGAGAUAAAGUUGUUUCAGAAUUAUCACUUUCAGUCGGAAAAACUAUUCCUGAAACCAUAAGACGCAUGAUGCAAAAACUAUUUGUUAAUGAUUGGUUACGCAAUUACUCCUAUAUUGGAUUUAAAGGCAAAAACAAAUUUUCUUCUUUGCACUCGUGUAAAAUAAUAUUUAAAGUUGUUCGAAGCUGUUCAAAGUUUGAAAAAGUUCCUGAUAUGGAAAUAGCACUUACCAUAAGCAAGUGGAUGGCUCAAUCCACUAAUCGCAUUACUAAAAAAACUAAAGAAAAAUUGUAA
This is a messenger RNA of Macrosiphum euphorbiae (potato aphid), 1335 nucleotides long. NCBI's taxonomy places the organism in Eukaryota, Metazoa, Arthropoda, Insecta, Hemiptera, Aphididae. The record is from the annotation of a GenBank genome assembly.